AUGGCAACAGAAGAAGAUACGAUUAAUGUGGCGGUAAUUGGUGCCGGGUUCCUGGGCGCUCGCAUCAUCACGGAGAUGUUGCUGCUUGGGAACAACGUCGCCGUUUUCGACGCGAACAUUGCGAAACAAAAACACCCUCAAACAGCUUUGAACGAAGUCGUGGGCAACCUCCUGCUCGAGUCUGACAGGCAAGGUUUGCUGGGCUUAGCAGAAAUGGCCGGGCCAAAGAGCGGCAAGUGGACGCCCUAUGCCGAUGAGCCCCCUCGGCAGGCAAAGGCCUGCUUGUCUGUGGCCGAAGCCGCGACAAAUGCACACAUUGUUCUGGAAGCAGUGCCUGACAAGCUCGAGAUCAAGAGCAAGGUCUUUGCUGAAGCGGUGUCGACAGCCCGUCCUGGCGCCAUUCUUGCCACAAACACGUUGUCCAUCCCGCUUAAGAACAUCCAAGAGGCGGUGAUGGUCGAGGUGGCGGGCAGUGGUCCGAAAGCACACCCGCUGCCUGCCGCACUGCGACCACGCGUGAUGGGCUUGAGAUUUCUCUCGCCAGUGGUGUUUAUACCCUUCGUUGAGGUUACAUUGUCAUCUGAGCAGGAGAAAGGCAUUGACAAAGAAGAUCUUACAGGAAUGCUGCGCAAGUGGGGCAAAGCUUGCUUUAUUUGCGACAUUCAAGGUGCCGUGGAUAAUGCCGAGCAGGACAAGAUCGACUUCAUCCGUGUGGCGCGAGAGCGACUUCGUCUGGACACGGCCACAGCGCAGCGGCGCCAAGUUAUAGAGGCAAAGCUGAGGGCAACACUCCGCAUGGGGCCAGAGGCUGCUUCGCGGACGUGGUCCUCGGACCUCUUCAAAGAGACCAAGUGCUGUAUAUGCCUCGACGAAAAGCCCACUGUCCCGUCGAUGCUUUGCGGCCACGUGGCUUUGUGCGAAGACUGUGCGGGUGUCGUCGAAAGUGGCACAAAGCAGUGCCCUAUGUGCCGUGAGCGAUUUGUGCGUCGGAUGUAG
Molecule: messenger RNA, 996 nt
Organism: Symbiodinium natans
Lineage: Eukaryota; Dinophyceae; Suessiales; Symbiodiniaceae
Source: the annotation of a GenBank genome assembly